CCCUCCUUACAAUUGCUGGCAAAGAAACUUCCGGAUUUAAUCAUGAAUUCCAAGGCUGAAAACACAAGAAAAACGUACGGAUAUGCCUUCAAUAAAUUUCGUAAGUGGUGUUUUACACAUAAUAUUUCAUAUCUUCCUGCAACGGAUUUCCAUGUAUCGUUAUACUUAACAAGUCUCAGUAAUACAUGUAGCAGUGCAGGGACAAUUGACGAGGCUUUUUAUGCAAUUAGCUGGGCGCAUAAAUUGGCGGGAUUUCCUAAUCCCUGUUCAUCCGAACUUACUAUUUCAGCCAGAGAGGGAUGCCAUAGAACUAUCGGGAAACAGUUGAUAAAUAAAAAAGAACCUAUUACCUCCAAUAUACUGAAACAAUUGUGUGCUCUUUACGGAGGUGAAUCGUGUUCUUUGUUAGAUAUUAGAAUAUGUUGUAUGUGCUUAUUAAGUUAUGCUGGUUUUUUAAGAUUUUCAGAACUUGUUCAUUUGAAAAGAUCAGAUAUAUGUUUUUACGGCAAUUAUAUGACUCUUACUAUUCAGAAAAGCAAAACAGAUCGUUAUAAAGAGGGGAGCAAUGUAGUUGUGUCAUGUACGAAUGAAAUUACAUGUCCUGUGAGAAUAACCAGAAGAUAUCUCAGUUUAGCAAACAUUAACGAUCAAUCUAAUGAAUAUUUGUUUAGAUCUAUCACAUACUGUAAAAAUUCUAACACAUACAAAUUAAGAGGAGAAAAGUGCUUGUCAUAUACAAGGGCUAGAGAGAUUCUUCUGGACGCGCUCGCAUCAUUGGGUUUAGAUAGAACUAAGUUUGGUCUGCAUAGUCUUCGCGCUGGCGGGGCUACUGCAGCGGCCAACCAUGGUGUUUGUGAUAGACUAUUUAAAAAACAUGGCCGGUGGAAAUCUGAGACUGCUAAAGAUGGAUAUGUGUCAGAAAAUCUUAGACAGCAACUGUCAGUUACGAAAAAUUUGGGUAUAUAAAGUGUGGGUUUUUGCUUCUGUCUUUAUUGGUCGAGGUCUGUUGCACAGACGCAGGCGAUGCCGUUCCUAAACAUGUGUUGGAGUUUUGAAUUUAUAAAUAAUUUAUGUUCGGUUGAACUGGUGAAUUAGAACAUAAAUAUAUUUAUAAUUGGUAUCGGAAACACGUGGUGUUGUUUGUUUACGUAUUUAGGAAGUAUUUAUAGUAUCUAAGAUUUGAUUGGAUUUUAACGAUUGAUAUGAGUUCAAAUGAAAUCGUGCGGAACAGGUAGUUUACCUGUGUCCAGGUAUUAAGAAUUAGUAGUUAUUCGAGGUUUCGCUGCGCUUAGUGCAACAAGUCCCCGCCCACCCACCCUACUUUAUAAUGUAUAUAUCUGAUAUGAUUUAAUAUUUUCGUUUUUUAUUUUGUAGAAUGUUGUUUCAAAGAAGAAUAUUUAAUUUGUAACAUUUAUGUGUAAUAAAUGUCUGUUGCACAGACGCAGGCGAUGCCGUUCCUAAACAUGUGUUGGAGUUUUGAAUUUAUAAAUAAUUUAUGUUCGGUUGAACUGGUGAAUUAGAACAUAACUG
Messenger RNA from Saccostrea cuccullata (small rock oyster), 1530 nucleotides. RefSeq names its product integrase/recombinase xerD homolog. Gene Ontology annotation, molecular function: DNA binding. The record is from RefSeq and is a predicted model, not a curated record. The transcript has 2 exons. Lineage: Eukaryota; Metazoa; Mollusca; Bivalvia; Ostreida; Ostreidae. Gene Ontology annotation, biological process: DNA recombination; DNA integration. The coding region runs from base 43 to 966 and encodes 307 amino acids.